Molecule: messenger RNA, 917 nt
Organism: Eutrema salsugineum
Lineage: Eukaryota; Viridiplantae; Streptophyta; Magnoliopsida; Brassicales; Brassicaceae
Product: DNA replication complex GINS protein PSF3
Exons: 7
Coding region: 115-672 (185 amino acids)
Biological process (GO): mitotic DNA replication initiation
Cellular component (GO): GINS complex
Source: RefSeq, a predicted model, not a curated record
GUCAAGUAGAAUUAGAUAUCCCGUCGGCAAAAAUACUCACUAGUCACCACACAGACGCCGUCGGGCGAAGAAUCCAAAUCUCAAGCUUGGCUUGUGGAAAUUAGCCAUAAGAGCAUGGCCAAUUACUAUGACAUUGACGACAUACUUAUAGAGGAAGAGUUUGUCCCGGUAUUAUUUCAUAAACCAGCAAAUGGAGUGACUAUUGAUCCAAGUGCUGAGACAAACUGUGUUGAACAAGGUGCCAAAGUGGAAUUGCCCUUCUGGCUUGCCCAUGAGUUGCAUUUGAGACAAGCUGUAUCCGUAACCCUGCCUGCCUGUUUCGAUCAAAAGACGAGGCUGGAAAUACAAGCUGAUGCAGCAUGUGUCGACCUUAGAUCACGAUGUCCAUACUUCUACGAAUUCGGGUGCAAGUUACAGCCAUUGGUUACAGAUAGAACGCUAGGAAUUUUGCUAUCGACUGCGUUUAAGCUGAGAUACAAGGAGAGGCUCACAAAAGUAUACACUGCAGCUCAUAUAACAGCUUCCAAGUUCUUGCCACUCUUAACAAAAGAAGAAACAAACUUGUACGAAGCAGCUCACUUGUCUAUGACAGCCUUCAAGAAAUGGAGAACAGGAGGUCCUCGUUUCCAAAGAGCUUCAAUACUUGGAAGAAAACGCAAGGAAUCUUAUUAAAUUGAGGUCCCUAAACUUUUAUCUGCUUCCUCAUCUUUAUUCUCUUUGAUGAUUCGAUCUGUUUGUGCGUCGCCAUUGUCGUGAUGUUUAAAAUCAUUUCAUCAUUAUCAUUAUUACCAUACAAUAGUGUGAUUGUAUGAUAUAGGUGAUGUGACAUCAUAAAUUAGGUUCUCUUUUGCUUAUUGCGGUUGAGAACAAAUACAUUUUGGUAAGAUAUAUUAAUGAAAUUGCGAUAUGUAUCGAAA